AUGUCGUGUGAGCCUGCCACCGCACCCCUCCCCGUCUCGCUCCUGCAUGUGCAGAGAGUGGUAGACCCGGAGAAUUACGGCACGCUGGAGAUGCUGAUGAAGCAGAUCCAUCACCUCCUCUCGCAGCGCAGGGACAACACCGAUGAUUUCGCACAGCGCGUCGCCUUCUACGGGUUCGGGGAUGAUGCGUUCCGUGUGUCCUUUUACCGGUUGCUGCAGACCUGCUUCUUCCCCGAGUGGCACUGGUCGUCGGAGACGGGGCAGGACCGAUGGGAGAUGCUCGUGAGCUUCAAGGGUAAGAUGCAGAUCCCCGUGAGCAUGGUGGAGCGCCUCUGUGCGCUCUGCCGGAAUGACAUCACCUGCGAUGCCUUUGAGAAGGGGGUGACGGACUCCCUCGUCACCUUUGUGCAGCGCAUAGACAGGGGCAAGCGGCAGAUAGGGUGGAUGCGGAACCGCCUCAGGGUGGCCUGCAUGAAGCACUACGAGAAGAUGCUGCAGCGCGAGCAGAUGGAGAGGGUGCAGCAGGAGACGGGCAUGCAGUUCACAAGCGGUAACAUGCUUCAUUGCUUCCACGAGUGGAGAAACAGCAUGAUCGAGAUACGCAACCACCAGGAGGCCAUCCGAAACCUGCUCCUGAGGCAGGAUGCGGCGAGGGACAGCUUCCACGAGCUCCUCAUCGCCGUGGAGAACCAGAAUCGGAUCUUGAGGGGCCAGUUGCAUCUCCUCACCGCCAUACGGGAGAGGAAUCAGGGUGCGUUGGAGAAUGACCUCGAGGAGAGCUAUCUGAACAUCGUGCAGGAUGCCACCAGCGUCAUGCAAUAUGUCACCACCCGGCAGAAUUACAACUUUGACAUCCCAAUCGCCAUGCAGCCCAAGGCCCUGCCACCCAUCAUGGAGGUGGAGAUGAGCGACAUCCCGCCGGAAGAGGUGCUCGGGGAGACGUUGGAGAGGGCCUGCAGGAACGGCUCCUGCGGGUGUAUCGGGAGGGUGUCCUGGUAUGUAUCGAAGAAGAGCAUCGCGUGA
Molecule: messenger RNA, 1023 nt
Organism: Guillardia theta CCMP2712
Lineage: Eukaryota; Cryptophyceae; Pyrenomonadales; Geminigeraceae
Exons: 2
Coding region: 1-1023 (340 amino acids)
Source: RefSeq, a predicted model, not a curated record